UACAGCACAGAGAUACAGACAUGACACCUACAAUCAUCUCAAAGGAGCAUCUCCCUCUCAACAACAAGAUGAGAAAGCCGACAGUGGAGAAGAUGCGCAGAGAACGUAUCAACAGCAGCAUUGAGCAGCUCAAGUGUCUUCUGGCUCCAGAGUUCCUCAAGCAGCAGCCUGAUUCCCAGCUGGAAUAUCCAGAUAUCCUGGAGAUGAAGACACAGAGAAGACACUUGCAGAACCUGCAGACAUCAUGUGAGCAGAACAGGAGGAAAAGUGUCCUGCCUCAGCUGAACUCCUCAGACCAGAACACCUUCAGUAAAGAGAUGAAUGUCAACAAGAGCGCCGUCUGGAGGCCUUGUUAGAGCCCUACAUGAACUGAUCAUAGACAAAACAAUUCUGUUUCUUGUUCUAGUUCCUCUAUGGAAAAGAUAUUUGUACUGUAAAGUACUCUGAUGAUUCAGUCUUCUAUGAAGUCUCCAUGUAAAGAAUUCCAGAUGGGAAAAUAUACUGAUGUCUAUAUUAGACAACAUUACCUUUUAUAAGAAGCUUGAUUUUCCAUUGUUUCUAACAUACUGAAGUUUUAUUCUAAAAGCUGAUUCAGAGGCAAUUUGCACAUCAAAUGUGAUAUGAGAUGUUUUCAUUUCGGAUAUUCAUGUCAUGGCAAGAAUCUGACUCAUUAUAAACUCUGUGCUGUUUAUUUCAAGUGGCUCAAAUUGGGCUCAAAUUUUACCACCACUGAUAUUAUCAGCCAAUAGAGACUUUGCGUUUCAUAUUUUCUUUCUUUGCUCUAUAACAGACAUGAAUGAAAUACACCUUGUUUUAAGGGGUUUGUAAGUGUUAAUUGUUUCCUAUUCUCUUUUCAUUUGUCAUCAUUAAGACUUCUGUGAAGGUUUAUUUUUCCAUGAGACACUUUGUGAACGUGUCAUGUUGAUGUGUGAUUUUAAUUGAUCAUGUGAUCAUUUGAUUUCUUCUGUGAAGGUGAUUAAAGUUUAAAAGAUG
Xyrauchen texanus (razorback sucker) is the source of this 993-nucleotide messenger RNA. RefSeq names its product transcription factor HES-5-like. Gene Ontology annotation, biological process: regulation of neurogenesis; anterior/posterior pattern specification; regulation of transcription by RNA polymerase II. NCBI's taxonomy places the organism in Eukaryota, Metazoa, Chordata, Actinopteri, Cypriniformes, Catostomidae. The record is from RefSeq and is a predicted model, not a curated record. The coding region runs from base 21 to 356 and encodes 111 amino acids. Gene Ontology annotation, cellular component: nucleus. Gene Ontology annotation, molecular function: RNA polymerase II cis-regulatory region sequence-specific DNA binding; protein dimerization activity; DNA-binding transcription factor activity, RNA polymerase II-specific. The transcript has 2 exons.